AUGCAGGCCGCAAUUGCCCCUCCACGAGUUGAGGAACUGCUUGCCCCUCUGCUGGCUUCAUUGCCCGGUGCUUCUAUUUCGCGAGAGCCACCGACUGCCCUCCUGCCCCUCCUCUCACCAAUUCUCCGUCAGCGAGUGCAACUGCUCUCAGCCUCGAGCCAAGACCCAUGGCUCUCCCUCCUCUCCUGGGAUAGUGCAAACGCCUCGAAAUUGGAACAUGCCGCGCAGAAUGAGAGGUUAGAACCGCAUCCUGUGUCUGGCGAGGUGGAGGUGGAUUGGGAAUAUGAUGUGGAAAUCCGGUACAAGCGGAUUGACCAAGAGACUAUGCAAGCAAUGGUCACUCUGCGAGACCUAGGACUAGAGGUCAAGCUUGUAUGGUGUGUAGGAGACGAUUUGGGCGGUGGCGACGGUUGGAGAAUCGGAGAAGUGAGCGGAUCGGAGUCCACAAGUUCAUCAUGGGGAGCAAGCAGCAUCAGCGCAGCAGAAGAAUCCUUCAAAUCAACACAACCCACAAUCAACAUCCACCACAGUACAGACCGCGAUACCUUAUUCACACCCGUAGACGAUGAAGAUGACGACGACGAUUACUGGGCCCAAUACGACAGCACCCCCGGCCGAACCCCAGCCCCGAAAGACCCAGAUCCUCCCCAAGCCCCGCCAAACGGCCUCAAUGGGCCUGCCGAUGAGCUCUCAUACUACGAACAAUAUGGGAAUGUGCAGCCUGCAAUGGAUAGCCAUGAUCCCGAUGAAGCACAGCAGAAUGGCGAUGUAGAGACAUCGUUGGGAGGAGACGAAACCACGAGUGAGUGGCGGCAACACCUUAUUUCGCACCCGGAACCCGACCACCUUGCAUAUACAGAGGAACUAGUACAUCCUGCGUCCAGUAUAGGAAGUAGCGGUAGUGAUACUGUUGCUCGCCUAGAGAGAACAGCGGCUAGAAGCGAGCAGAAUGAGGUGGGCAUCAAGCAGCAUAUUUCGACGACUAUGAAGAGUCUGUAUAGGCUGUCGAAGGUUGGGGGAAUCGAGAGGGAAGAGUUUGAAAGAUUGGUGAGGACUGAGCUGGAGUGUUUGACGCUGAUGGAUGAGGAUGAUUGA
Messenger RNA from Lachnellula hyalina, 1095 nucleotides. RefSeq lists its product as uncharacterized. Bases 1 to 1095 code for a protein of 364 amino acids. NCBI's taxonomy places the organism in Eukaryota, Fungi, Ascomycota, Leotiomycetes, Helotiales, Lachnaceae. The transcript has a single exon. The record is from RefSeq and is a predicted model, not a curated record.